Oncorhynchus gorbuscha (pink salmon) is the source of this 1510-nucleotide messenger RNA. Its product is annotated as TOX high mobility group box family member 2-like. Gene Ontology annotation, cellular component: nucleus. The record is from RefSeq and is a predicted model, not a curated record. Gene Ontology annotation, molecular function: chromatin DNA binding. Gene Ontology annotation, biological process: regulation of transcription by RNA polymerase II. The coding region runs from base 1 to 1341 and encodes 446 amino acids. The transcript has 8 exons. NCBI's taxonomy places the organism in Eukaryota, Metazoa, Chordata, Actinopteri, Salmoniformes, Salmonidae.
AUGGAGAUAGCCCUCCCUACUCCACCUGAUGGACCCAGAGUCGCUACAUCAAUCCUACAGGCUACCUGUGCCACUCCCAUCAUCUCCCUCUCUGUUUGGGCCCACCACAACGGCCUGCUCAACCCCUACUCCUACCAGGAGCUGCCCGCCCUCAUGAUGUCCAAUAUGCUGGCCCAAGAGGGCCACCUGCCCUCCAGCCAAAUGCCCUCGAUCCAGGAGAUGACUCGCCACGACGGCUCACAUUAUGACCUCAGCCGUCACAACCCCCAUCUGAUAAACAGGUCACCUAGGAUACUGUCCCAUCAGCCCAUGAGUGCACUGUCCCAACUGAACUCUCAGGUUGGCCGGAGCGCUCUUACCCAUGGUUCUCCCUCACCUCCUGGAAGUAAACCAGCCACACCCUCUCCCUCGAGCUCUACACAGGAAGAGGAAACCGAUUCCCACCAUAAGAUGACGGGCGAGAAGCGGCCUUCCUCAGAGAUGAUGAAGCCCAAGACCAAACCGCAGAAGAAGAAGAAGAAAAAGGACCCCAACGAGCCGUCGAAACCCGUGUCGGCCUACGCCCUCUUCUUCAGGGACACCCAGGCGGCCAUCAAGAGCUCCAACCCCAACGCCACCUUUGGGGACGUGUCCAAGAUCGUGGCCUCCAUGUGGGACAGCCUGGGAGAGGAGGCAAAACAGGGCUACAAGAGGAAAACAGAGGCGGCGAAGAAAGAGUACCUGAAAGCCCUGGCCACGUACCGAGCCACUCUGGUUACCAAGAACUACAAUGACCCUGUGGAGACGAAAAGUAUCCAGACGAACCAGCCUUCUUCCCACAUGAUGCCCCCCAAUCCACCCCUGUACAGCGUGCCACCCCAGCCCUCCUCCCCCUACAGUCUGGGGCCGGGGGGCUUCCCCCUGUCGGACAUGCAGGGCUACGCGGGGGCUACGCGUCACGCACUCUCCCGGACCCUCAGCCAGUCUCAGAUGCUGCCCAGCAUUAGUGCCUCUCCCCCUUCCUCCUUCCAGAUCAGCCCGCCCUUGCACCAACAGCUCUCCAUGCACCAGAACUCCCUCCUCAACCAGCCAAUCCGCAUGCAGCACGGCCAGUCCCAGCCAAUCAUCUCCCACCAGAUGGGACUCCAGGCAUCCCUUCACUCACCUCCUCCUGGCCAGCAGGGAUUUUCCCACCUACAGUCAGAGUACCAUAAAAGUGUGGGUUCCCAGUCCCCAGGGGCCCCGAACCCUGGAGGGAGACAGAACCACGAGUGGGACAGUGAAUACUGCGAUCGGGAGUGUGGUGGCAACCACUGCAGUGGCAGCAUGAUAGCCAGGGACAAGCCACUCUACCUCACUUGAAACUGGAGGUCGCCGUCGACAAGAAAAGACAACAGGGAGUCAGCCCUCAACCUCCCCACAUUCACCACCUCCCCAACCCACUCCUACCACCAGCUCCCCAACCCACUCCUACCACCAGCUCCCCAACCCACUCCUACCACCACCUCCCCAACCCACUCCUACCACCACC